UUAUAAUGGAACCAAUGUCUGUCUGGCAGCAGAGAUGACACGGAAAAAAGCUGUCAGUACAUCCGGUGCCACCAGGCAAAGGGCCUGGUGGCGUUUGCGACAGCAAUGGAGGAUGUUGGGGAUGUUUGAGAUCAACCCAGAGCAUGAAUUCUAUCAUUUUACAUCCAUAAUAAAAGAAGGCAUGCAGGCUGUGAUCCAGGCCUCCAUCGACACACCACCUGAGGAUACACUCACAGAGGAGCAUUAUAAAGCAGAGGAAACUCAAACCCAUGAGGGCUUUGAGAUACAGACGUUUGCAGCACCAGUGUUUGCUAAACUGAGGCAUUCACUGGACAUCACAGAGAAGGAAUACCUGGACUCACUCUGCUUGGGUGGCUACUACCUCCAGUUUGUCAGCAACUCCAAAAGCAAGGCAGAUUUCUUUGUCACGAAUGACAAGCGGUUCUUCCUAAAGACCCAGAGCAGACGGGAGAUCAGGUUUCUCCUGUCCAAUCUGCAGGCAUACAUGGACCACCUGGAGAAAUACCCUCACUCACUGAUGGUGAGAUUUCUAGGUGUCUACAGGAUUGUUAUUCCAAAUCAAAUAAAGAAGUACUUGAUCGUGAUGCAGAGUGUGUUUUACCCUGAUGAGAGGAUCAAUAUCAGAUACGACAUUAAAGGCUGUGAAUUGGGUAGAUGGACUAACCCUGACACUGGGGGAAAACAAAUGAUAAAAGUGCUGAAGGACAAUAACUUUGAAGGGCAGUACAUUGCAUUAGGUCAAGACAAACCCUGGUUUGCUGAUCAAGUGAAAGCGGACGCUACCUUUCUUCAGGAGCUCAAUGUGCUGGACUACAGUCUCCUGCUGGCCAAUCAACCUCUGCACCGAGACGAGCUUGAAGGAAAACGCUCUUUGGCAAAUAUCGUUGUUCGUGCCACAAAGUCUUUGGACUUAGUUAGUCCCACAGAGGACCCCCCCACCAUCCCACUACUGUCAGAGACCCGGGGUGAGAGGGUACCUGAUACCACAGACAGUGGGUCAGGCCAGCCACAGGCAGCAGCUGACAGUGCUAGUGAAGGGAUCCCCCUCCAGGAUAUAAACUGGACGGCUAAAGAAACCAGGACCGACUCAGUGCUCCAGGAUUUUCAGGAGCAUCAUCACAGGCUUCUGCCCAAUUGCAAAAAUGCCAUUCAUGUGAUUGAUGGGCCGGAUCAACGCUACUUUGUCGGCAUCAUUGACAUUUUUACCGUCUUCAACUGCAAGAAAAAACUGGAGAACCUGUGGAAAAGCCUCCGUUACCCAGGCAGAGCCUUUUCCACGAUGAGACCAACCAAGUACUCACGCAGAUUCUGUCAGUGGAUACAGGACCACACUCAAUGAGAAAUAACAAAAACCCAUUCAUCACUGCAUAAAACACCAUCUGCUAUAUAACCCCCAAUGUCCACUGGAUGGGGCUGUGACUCUGAAGUUUGUAAUUCAUUAUACUGAGUGGUCAAAAGCCAAUUGGUCUAAGACAUUUGGACUCUACUCUAAAUACCUGUUUUCUUAUUUCAAUUUUCAAUGAUAUGACCACAAGAGUAAGUAAAACAAUUAAAAGUGACUGCACAUGUGUGAGUGUAACUUGAAGUUGUUAUACUUGCAGAUGGCUUUAAGAUGCUUUUGAAACACACUAGUUGUUGUGCAUGAGUUCUAAAAAUGUUGCUUGAAUUAUGCUACAUUAUUGUAAAUGAACCACACUGUUGGGACCUGGUAUCUGUGAACCAUAGUUGGGCCUACAUGUGUAGUUAAAAGCCUGACUGCAUGUCUCCUUUGCUCUGGAGACAAAGGAGAGCUUCCUGAACCCGGUCUCCCAGGGUGCUUCAUCUUCACACAUAGGUGGUAAAACUGCUCCUGGAGACAACUCUCAACCACUAUCGUUCACUGUGUGCCCCAUGACCCAUGAGGUCACCAGGCCAAUAUAAGCCGACUUUCCCCUCUGCUAGUUUUUUUCCCCCUCUUCACUCUUUCCUCUUCACUCUUCGCCCUUCGGCCUCUUCCCCUGCUGACCGCUCCUGGAGGAGUAGGUUCUGGCCCUGCUCUCCCAGCCAGGGAGACUUCCUCCAUCCACAAGCUCCUCAACUUCAAGCAGGCCUGCCUAGAGCAGACUGCUAAAACCUUCCAAAGGCAGUGACGCGAGAGCCUGCCUAAGAACUUCAGCACAACUGGCCAAGACACAAGGUCUGACCAGCAGAUGCACAACAGGAUCCACAAAUCAACAAGACCA
Paralichthys olivaceus (Japanese flounder) is the source of this 2243-nucleotide messenger RNA. Lineage: Eukaryota; Metazoa; Chordata; Actinopteri; Pleuronectiformes; Paralichthyidae. The record is from RefSeq and is a predicted model, not a curated record.